Molecule: messenger RNA, 332 nt
Organism: Racocetra fulgida
Lineage: Eukaryota; Fungi; Glomeromycota; Glomeromycetes; Diversisporales; Gigasporaceae
Source: the annotation of a GenBank genome assembly
CUGAUCGAUGGGAAGACCCAGUAAUAGAAGGUUAUUUGGCGGCAAUCUUAGACCCUAAAUUUAAAAAUCUAGAAUUUGCUUUAGAAAAAUUCGAAGCAACAAAAAAAUCUCUCAAACAAAAAAUAAAAAUGUUGCUAGAUGAGGACGAAUAUUUAAAUAAUCAGCCAAUAGCAAAACAAACUUCAAACUUAGCUUCCUUUUUUAAUAGUACUACUAGUACCAAAAAAUCCUCUCCAAUUGAUGUAGAAUUAAAAACAUAUUUCGACCUGCUUCAAAUGACAUUAUACGAUCCUGAUAGUUCAGAGUAUAAAACUGAAAAUCCACUUUCCUGA